Messenger RNA from Guyanagaster necrorhizus, 1935 nucleotides. Its product is annotated as snf 1. Gene Ontology annotation, biological process: protein phosphorylation; intracellular signal transduction. Lineage: Eukaryota; Fungi; Basidiomycota; Agaricomycetes; Agaricales; Physalacriaceae. Gene Ontology annotation, molecular function: protein serine/threonine kinase activity; ATP binding. The record is from RefSeq and is a predicted model, not a curated record. Bases 1 to 1935 code for a protein of 644 amino acids. The transcript is spliced from 9 exons. Gene Ontology annotation, cellular component: cytoplasm.
AUGGCUGGCGAUUCCUUCACUCCCCUCCCAGCCUCAAAACUGGGAGAGUAUACCGUAAUUAAAGAUAUCGCGGAAGGAACCUUUGGAAUUGUGAAAAUGGCCAUCCAUACAAUUACCGGACAUCGUGUAGCAAUGAAGUACAUCUCAAAGAAGGCCAUCAAUCGCGAGAAGACCAAGACUCGAGUUCGUCGAGAAUUUGAGUAUAUGCGAGCUCUACGGCAUCCUCAUAUCAUUAAAUUGUACGAAGUAAUAUCUACGCCUACAGAUAUCAUCUUUGUUCUCGAAUAUGCAGGUGGCGAGCUAUUCAAUCAUAUAGUUACCCACGGAAAAAUGAAAGAAUCCGAAGCCCGACGAUUCUUUCAACAGAUAAUAUCGGGCAUCGAAUACUCGCAUCGUCUCAAGAUUGUUCACCGCGAUCUCAAGCCUGAAAAUGUGCUUUUAGAUGAUAACCUCAACGUGAAGAUCGCGGAUUUCGGCUUAUCUAGCGUCAUCAGCGAUGGUGAUUUUCUUACCACCAGCUGUGGGAGUCCAAACUAUGCUGCACCGGAAGUUAUCCGUGGGGGAAUCUAUGCUGGUCCCGAAAUUGAUGUCUGGAGUUCGGGAGUCAUCCUGUAUGUUAUGAUAUGCGGAAGACUCCCAUUUGAGGAUGACAAUGUCCAGCUAUUGUUCAGCAAAAUCAGUCAGGGCAUCUACUUCAUGCCUCCUACACUCUCCCCAGAAGCCCAGCAUCUUAUACAUGCCAUGCUUGCCGUCGACCCGGUGAAACGGAUCACUAUCCCUGAAAUUUACCGUCAUCCCUUCUUCACUACUGACCUACCUCGAUAUCUCUCUCCUCUGCCACCACCCCCCGGACCUGUGCUUGGCACUCUCAAAGCUCUCGUUUCUCCUCCAAUAAGGCCCGUGGACUUUGAAUUUGUUGAGGGUUUUGGCCGAAUCGAGCAAGAGGUCAUCGAAGGCCUCGUUGCUCGAAUGCAAGGUGUCACCAAAGAAGACAUACUUGAAUGCUUAAGGAGGGAUGAUGGGGCUCAAGGAAAUGCUGUUAAAGUGGCGUAUCUAUUGUUCAGGGAUAAGCAACACCUUGGAAAAGAUCUUGCUGAAUUUGCUGAAGAGGAGCGUGAUGCCCAGGAAGCUGCAUUAGAUCCUCGAAAUGCUCUCUCUCCGAACGCUUUGUCUCCCGGCGGGGGUGAGAUCCAGGAAAAUCCUUUCGAUGCUGAAUUCAAUGGCCAAACGGACGAUGACGAUGACGAUGAAUUGUCAGAUUCUGACCUUGAAUAUGACCAACCGAUGUCAGCGUCAACGUCAACCAAUUUCGCGGUCCUCAAUUCUUCCCUUCCUCCAGAUCCUUCUGCAUCGACGCAUCAUCUCACCUCCUAUGCUUCAGCGAAGCAAUCGGCCGGAAAGGAGAGAAAACCGCACAAAGCAACACAAUGGCACUUUGGUAUCAGAAGCAGGAGUCCCCCAAUGGAAAUCAUGCUUGAAAUUUAUAAGACUCUGCGAAUGCUUGGGAUGGAAUGGAAGGAGAAGAAAGACCUUGGUGGUUUGGCUGGGGUGACCGUACGUCCAGGCGCCAAUGGGAGGAUAGAGCGGGUCAAGGCUUCGGACGGAGGUGGAGACGUGGAUCAUAGAGCUGCCUCAUCGGUGUAUUUCGUUGAGACAAGAGCGCGCGCACAAGACGUUGUCGUCUUGAUGAACCUUCAGCUGUAUAUGGUCGAUUCGAUUAACUAUCUUGUCGAUUUCCACCAUAAGAAAACCUACAGGGCUUCAACAGAACCCAAUGCUGGCCGGUUCGACGUAGCCCCAUCACUCAAACGUACUGCUAGCGGCCAGUCAAUCAAAGUGGAGAACGGGUUCCAAGAAGAGGAUGUCGUGUCACCAUAUGUGUUCAUGGAUGUAGCGUGCAGGUUAAUCUUAGCAUUGGCCAGAGGCGGGGAAUAG